Messenger RNA from Coffea eugenioides, 2470 nucleotides. RefSeq lists its product as uncharacterized. Gene Ontology annotation, biological process: cell surface receptor signaling pathway. The transcript has a single exon. Gene Ontology annotation, molecular function: protein binding. The record is from RefSeq and is a predicted model, not a curated record. The coding region runs from base 346 to 2322 and encodes 658 amino acids. NCBI's taxonomy places the organism in Eukaryota, Viridiplantae, Streptophyta, Magnoliopsida, Gentianales, Rubiaceae.
AGAGUAUAGCCCUUAUUGGCUUACUCCCACCCCCAUGGAAAUGGAGAAGAAAAGUAAAACCCUCCCCAUCAAUUCUCGAACCAAGCCGCGUUUGACCUUGUAAAACCCGCCCACCAAACCUCCUCGAUUGCUUGGAAUUCUUCUCCUUCUUGGAUCCCAGCUCCCAUUCAAAGAUAAUAGUGGCAUCUCAUCCAACUCCCUGAUUCAUUUCUUCUUCUGGGAUUUGAAAGUUCAUUUCCAUUUAGGGUACUGGCCCGGGUUCUUCUUUCUUUUCUUUUCUUUCCUGUAUUUUUUUGGCAGGGUUUUGCAGGUUUGACUUCUGAUCUGGGCCUAAAGAAGCCGUAGAUGGCGGACAUAGUGAAGCAGAUCCUUGCAAAACCAAUACAAUUGGCCGACCAAGUGACCAAGGCGGCAGACGAGGCUACUUCUUUCAAGCAGGACUGUGCGGAGUUGAAAGGUAAAGCUGAGAAGCUGGCGACGCUGCUACGCCAAGCUGCACGCUCUAGCAGUGAACUCUAUGAGCGGCCAACAAGGCGGAUCAUCAUUGAUACGGAACAGGCGUUGGACAGAGCUCUUGCACAUGUGUUGAAAUGCCGUGGGAAUGGUCUUGUGAAAAGGGUUUUCGCCAUCAUCCCCACCGCCGCAUUUAGGAAGAUGUCUUCUCAACUUGAGAAUUCGAUUGGUGAUGUUUCUUGGCUUCUCCGGGUUUCCACCCCGGCCGAGGACAGGGGUGACGAGUACUUGGGGCUUCCGCCUAUUGCCGCGAAUGAGCCUAUUUUGUGCCUUAUUUGGGAGCAUAUCGCGAUUUUGAUUACUGGAUCCUUGGAUGAUCGAUCGGAUGCUGCGGCUUCACUGGUUUCUUUGGCUCGAGAUAAUGACCGGUACGGGAAAUUGAUAAUUGAGGAAGGUGGGGUUGGGCCCUUGUUGAAGCUAGUCAAAGAAGGGAAGCUCGAGGGUCAGGAGAAUGCUGCUAGAGCACUUGGGCUUCUGGGACGCGACCCUGAAAGCGUCAAAGACAUGAUACAUGCUGGUGUUUGCUCGGUGUUUGCGAAAAUCCUCAAAGAAGGCCCGAUGAAAGUUCAGGCGGUGGUGGCCUGGGCGGUGUCAGAGCUAGCAGCUCAUCACCCAGAUUGCCAGGAUCUUUUCGCCCAAAAUAAUAUCAUAAGGUUGCUUGUGAGCCAUCUUGCGUUUGAGACCGUGCAAGAACAUAGCAAGUAUGCAAUUGUUAGCAAGGCUACUUCGAUCCAUCAAGUUGUUUUGGCGAGUAACAAUAACUCGUAUGCUGCUAAUAAUGUUGCCCAUAAGCAGGUUGAGGAUGAUGAAAAGAGCAGGCUUCCGCACCCUCUGGGGGAUAGACAGCCCUAUCAGAUGCAUAGUGUGGUUACUACUACCAUGGCUAUGAAGGAUCAGCUUAAACAACACCAGCAAAAGCCGAGCGACGGAGCAAACCAGACGAGUCUUGCCAAGAGCAAUGGGAAUGGGACUGUGAAGCAGAAUCAUGUGAAUCAUCAUCAUCAGUCAAGUGUUCCUCUGUCCGGCGUGAAUAAUAAAGGGAGGGAGUUGGAGGACCCUGAUACUAAGGCUUAUAUGAAGGCAAUGGCUGCGAGGGCACUCUGGCAACUUGCCAAGCGUAAUUCUCCCAUUUGCCGCAGCAUCACUGAAUCAAGAGCUCUAUUGUGCUUUGCAAUCCUCUUAGAGAAAGGCUCUGAAGAGGUCCAGUACAAUUCUGCGAUGGCAUUGACGGAGAUUACCGCCGUAGCCGAGCUGGACGCAGAACUGAGAAGAGCAGCAUUCAAGCCUAAUUCACCUGCCUGCAAAGCUGUCAUUGAUCAAUUGCUGAUAAUUAUCGAGAAGGCUGAUUCAGACCUGCUCAUUCCCUGCAUCAAGUCUAUUGGGAAUUUGGCUAGGACUUUUCGGGCAACAGAAACAAGAAUGAUAUCCCCAUUAGUAAUGCUGCUUGAUGAAAGAGAAGCUGAUAUCUCCAGGGAAGCUUGCAUUGCCUUGAGAAAGUUUGCUUGCACGGAUAACUACUUGCACCUGGAUCACUCCAAGGCUAUAAUAAGCGCAGGAGGGGUAAAGCACCUAAUUCAACUCGUCUACUUUGGCGAACAUGUUCAGAUUUAUGCAUUGGAACUUCUGUCCUACAUUGCAUUACACGUCCCAGACCAUGAAGAACUUGCCCAGGCUGAGGUGCUUACAGUGCUCGAGUGGGCAUCCAAGCAGGCAUUCCUGAACCAAGAUGACUAUAUAGAGAGUGUGUUGCAAGAGGCCAAGGGUAGGUUGGAGCUCUAUCAAUCCAGAGGCUCAAGAGGAUUCCAUUAGGUUCCAUGUCAAUGUGCACAAUUUGUAUCUUCUUUAAAUUAAGAAUUCAUGUAAUGGAAUUCUAUUUCUUAUUUUUAUGGAGUGUACAUAAGAUUACCUCUUACCUCUUAUUGUAAUUCUUUAGGCAAGAUCUUUAUUUGCCUUGUCA